Molecule: messenger RNA, 955 nt
Organism: Bactrocera tryoni
Lineage: Eukaryota; Metazoa; Arthropoda; Insecta; Diptera; Tephritidae
Exons: 5
Coding region: 258-905 (215 amino acids)
Cellular component (GO): membrane
Source: RefSeq, a predicted model, not a curated record
AUGAGUUUGACGCCGUCCAUCGGCAGACGGUCGCAGUUCAUUGCAAAUGGGCACGCGUAAAAACUCUAUUACGUCGAAGCAAGGAAUUCGAAAAUAGAUUUAAUACAAGCAAAGCUAUUUUAGUGAAUGAAAUUGAACAAAGUGCAAAUAAAAGUUGUAUAAAAAUACGGAAAAUGCCAAAUUAGUGCAAAUAUAACAAAAAUAAAUAAAUUAAUGAAAAAAGUGUUCAACAAUAGCAAUAAGUAAACAAAUUCGCAAUGAUUUUCGCAACACCUUUAAUAAGGCACAUGUACUUGUGCGCCAACACGCUUUGUCUAAUCGUCGGUUUGAUUAUGGUGUUACUGAGUGCGCUCUUCAUGGACUCCGUACAGAAUUUGCAUUUGAUUUAUUGCAUACUUGGCUUAAUGGCGGGUCUCCUAACGGCUCUGACCUCUUUAGUUGGCUAUCGGGCCAUAAAGCCACCGAAGGCUGCCUUGAUGUGGCUGUAUUGUGCCUUGGUUACAAUUAUAUUCGUCACUCAAAUGUAUAUUGUAACACAUCUCGAAGCCACGAGCAUAAUCACGAGCACAGUGGAAGCCGUAGAGUUACUGUGGGAAAGGGAAUUGGUGGAAGAAGGUCCAAUGGCUGAUAUCGAAAGUCGGUUUCAUUGCUGCGGUCUGCACAAUUCUAGUGACUACACAUCCAUAAAUUUGCCACUGCCUGCUAGUUGCUUUUAUGCCGAGAAUGACGCCUGGGUCCAUUAUAAUGAUGGCUGUUUGGAGAAGGUGAAAUUUGCCGCUGGGAGAGCGAGCAAUGCGUUAUCUUACGCUGGCUAUACACUGGCUGUGGCGCAGCUGCUGGCUUUGAUAUUCUCAUUCAUACUGACUUUAAUUUACCAUCGAACUGGAGAUUAUGAAACCUUAUAGUAUAAACAAAACUGAUUUGUGUAAAUAUUAGUAUUCGUUAAGUAGAAAAA